CUGGUUCACCGCAUUUUAUCUAGUUUUAGUAUCCAUCGUGACGAUAAUUUUACCGUAAGUACAGUAUUGAGUGAGCUCAAAUUACCAUUGGUUUGCUUCAAGGACUAUUUUGCACCGCUAUUGUUGGAUUUUCUUGUUUCUAUCGGCAACGUUGACAUGGCUCAGGACAGUGUGCAGAAUCGCAAAGCCUCGUGCGGUCUGGACUUCGCUUGUGUCCCAGACAUCCGCCAGUGUUUGGCUUAUUCGGCAGAAAAUAAAUAUGACUUUAGUAUGAUGCCAAUAGUCCAUCCUCGCUAUAAAAGAGAAUUUUUAUCAGGCAAAGCUAAGGAUCGGCAAGGACCUUUUACUCGGUCCGAUCUUCUGCUCCAGAGCUCAGAUUGGACCAACAUGAUUGUUGGUAAGAUUUCCCCAUACAUUGAUGUGGAUUCUGAGGAUCAUGUUUACCGCCGCCAAUGUGAAGAGGCAUUACUUCAAGAAAUGACCUUUGCUUCUCAUCUCAACCUGUGUGCCAUUUCCGUGACCUUAACAUCCUUUAAUCAUAUUAAUCUAGCCAGAGCACUGUUUUCUAAAGUCAUGAACCCAUACAGUUAUCAGGUAUGGAUUCGUGUUCCAAUGGAAAGCCCUAUGGUCCAAGCUAUGGAAUAUAGAAAGGACAUUCCAAAUAAGGAGGAUUUGCUGAAGGAGAAGAAUAACAAUCCAUGGGAAUGGUGGAAUGUGUUCAGAUCAGUGUGUAACUACAAUCGACGGUUGGGGGUAGCUCUGGAAGUGACCCCUGACAUACCAUCUGCUGAAGAAAUUACUCGGUGGUUAGGUGAGCCUGUGCGCAGUCUUAUUAUUCCAACAUCUUUGUUCUUGACCAAUAAGAAGGGCUACCCAGUCUUGUCUCGGGCACAUCAGAACCUAUUGCGUCAAUUUGUUCCUCUUGGCGUGCAGGCUGUGGUCACAGGCUCUGUUGUCCAUGGCUCAGUACAAUACUAUCAGCAGUACAUUGAGCAUCUUUGGCAGAGUGUGAAGCUGACUGAUCCUCUGGUUGGAUUUGCUCGUGGCUAUGAGGACUUCCUACAAUGUCCACUCCAGCCUUUGAUGGACAACCUUGAAUCUCAUACCUAUGAAGUUUUUGAGAAAGAUCCUGUUAAGUACUCUGAAUAUCAGGCUGCAAUGCUUAAGGCCAUCAUGGACAGAAUACCAGAAGACCAGAAAGAAACAAAAUCAUUGACUGUGAUGGUUGUUGGUGCAGGUAGAGGUCCUCUGGUUAGAGCUUUACUUAAUGCAGCUGACAAGGCUGAGCGGAAGGUGAAAGUCUACGCUGUAGAGAAGAAUCCCAAUGCCAUUGUUACACUCUUGUCUCAGAAGGAGGAAACAUGGCAUGAUAAGGUAACUGUUGUAUCCUGUGAUAUGCGCUACUGGGAGGCGCCAGAGAAAGCAGAUAUCCUUGUUUCUGAACUUCUCGGGUCUUUUGGUGACAAUGAACUGUCACCGGAAUGUUUGGAUGGUGCUCAGAAGUUCCUUCGAGAUGAUGGUAUCAGCAUUCCUAGCCAGUACACCUCAUUUAUAUGCCCUAUUCAAUCAUCCAAACUCUACAAUGAGGUUCGAUUAAGUAAAGAACAAGACAAACAUCCUUUGAAGCAUUUUGAAACACCUUAUGUGGUUCACCAACAGAACAGACUAGAACUGUCUGAUACUCAACCACUAUUUCAAUUUGACCAUCCUAAUCCUGAUGUGCCAAUUGAUAACACCAGAUUCAAAACUGUGCAAUUUAAAAUCAGGCAGAAUGGUGUGCUGCAUGGAUUUGCUGGUUACUUUGAAACUGUUCUUUACAAAGAUGUCAUGCUGAGCAUAAACCCUGCAACCCACUCACCUGGCAUGUUCAGCUGGUUCCCUAUAUUCUUCCCUAUCAGAGAACCACUGCACGUCAAAGAAGGUGAUGUUUUGGAAGUUAAUUUUUGGCGUCUGAAUAAUUCCAAAAAUGUGUGGUAUGAGUGGUGCAUCACUAAACCUGUCCCUGGGUCUAUCCAUAAUCCUAAUGGGCGGUCUUACACAAUCGGCCUUUAGCUAGACAGUGAUUUGUUUACCAUGCUAUAAGUAAUCUUAAACUUAUUAUAUGUAUUAAUUAAUCUUUGUAUCGGACUGAGGUCCAACAGUUCCCAUGGGUUUCUUUUCACAUCCAAUCAUUGUGCUCAUGAAAUGCAAGAUAAUAAAUUGUUAAGUUGUGUUCAAUCCAUUUUCAUUUUAGUUAAUGACAUCAAUUUAAUUAAUUGCGAUAUCUGUAACUACUUCAAAUGAUUUUUCAUUGUUUGUGAAGAAGCUAUGUUUUGUGCAGUUUUCCUCUGAAAUUAUGACCAUGAAAAUGCAUCAUUCUCCAUCAUUAGAA
Thrips palmi is the source of this 2371-nucleotide messenger RNA. It is a transcript of the gene csul, whose product is annotated as protein arginine N-methyltransferase 5. The record is from RefSeq and is a predicted model, not a curated record. Gene Ontology annotation, biological process: regulation of DNA-templated transcription; peptidyl-arginine N-methylation. Lineage: Eukaryota; Metazoa; Arthropoda; Insecta; Thysanoptera; Thripidae. Gene Ontology annotation, cellular component: nucleus; cytosol. The coding region runs from base 157 to 2052 and encodes 631 amino acids. The transcript is spliced from 12 exons.